This is a messenger RNA of Cynocephalus volans (Philippine flying lemur), 720 nucleotides long. Its product is annotated as protein FAM246C. The coding region runs from base 1 to 720 and encodes 239 amino acids. The record is from RefSeq and is a predicted model, not a curated record. NCBI's taxonomy places the organism in Eukaryota, Metazoa, Chordata, Mammalia, Dermoptera, Cynocephalidae. The transcript has a single exon.
AUGGCAGCGGAGCCCGGGCGCUCGUGGGCUCAGGCGCGCAGGGUGUACGGGGCGAGCGACGCGCUGCGGCGCGGCGUGGACCGCCGCCGGGACCCGGGGCCGCUACCCAACGGGCCGGGCCCUGAAGACGGCCGCGCCCCGGGCCGCCUGGCCCGCGUGCGGGGCCAGCUCCGGGCCGAGGUGGCGGCGCGGGCCGAGGCACCACGGCUGCUGCGGCUGGUGGAGCGCGCGGGGGCCGGGGCGGCGGGGGCGGCGGGGGCCGGCGAGAGGACGGACGCGCGCAGCGGCGGCUCGGUGUGCUCAGUGUGCGGGGAGCCGCGCGGCGGGGCCACCUACCCCGCGGGCGUGCUGGAGGUGAGCGAGCGGCGGCUGCAGGAGGGCCUGGCGGCCGUGCGCGCCGAGCUGGGCGCGGGGCUGGAGGCGCUGCGCGCGGAGCUCCGGGCCGAGCUGGACGCCCUGCGUGCGCUGCUGCCGCCCCCGCCGUCCCCGCCGCCUCCCCAGCGCCCCCGCCGGGAGCCCCGCGCCGCCCCCCGCAUCGCGCCCCGCGUCCCGGCCCUGCUGCGGGCUCUCGGCACCGUGAACAGCCUGGUUGCCGCCGCGAGGCCCUCGGAGGACGCCCCCGACGGUCAUGCCGAAGGCGGUGCCAACCGAAUCCCAACCCGGAAGAAUCCAAAGACGACGCCGGUGUCGCCCAGUGCCCCGCAAAGCGGCGGGGACUGA